Molecule: messenger RNA, 285 nt
Organism: Striga hermonthica
Lineage: Eukaryota; Viridiplantae; Streptophyta; Magnoliopsida; Lamiales; Orobanchaceae
Source: the annotation of a GenBank genome assembly
AUGCCGCCUAAUAUCAAUCUCCGAUCUCACCUCCGGCAAGAAGGUCAUCAUCCUCGUCGUCCCCGACGCGUUCACCCCACCUCCUCGCAGAAGUAUCUUCCGGGGUUCGUGGAGAAAGCUGUCGAGUUCAUGGCCAAAGGAAUCGACACCAUCGUGUGCGUUUUCCUGAACAACGUCUUCGUGAUCAAGGCGUGGAAGGCAAAUCUGAAGAUUGGGGAUGAGGUGCUUCUGUUGAGCGACAGCAGUGGACGAUUACUCGAGCAAUUGGGUGCCAGCUCGAUUUAA